Molecule: messenger RNA, 5277 nt
Organism: Cloeon dipterum
Lineage: Eukaryota; Metazoa; Arthropoda; Insecta; Ephemeroptera; Baetidae
Product: FYVE and coiled-coil domain-containing protein 1-like
Exons: 17
Coding region: 90-4844 (1584 amino acids)
Biological process (GO): positive regulation of autophagosome maturation; plus-end-directed vesicle transport along microtubule
Cellular component (GO): lysosome; autophagosome; late endosome
Molecular function (GO): metal ion binding
Source: RefSeq, a predicted model, not a curated record
UGCUCCAGUAUUUAGAAGGGAGAAAAAGUGACAGUAAGAAUUCAAUUAUUGUUAUAUUUUUUAUCGACGAUUAAAGACGGGCAGUCAAGAUGUCAUCCUCUCCGCAGCUAUCGACAAGUGUCAAUGCCGAGAAAUUAGUUAAUGACUUAAAAGAGUGCAUCGAUGAAUUGUCCUCAGAUUUUACAAAUUCUGCACUUCCAAUCGAUGACGACAGCCAAAUCUGCCAGCGGCUUUGUGUCAAACUCGAGCAAUUUUUUUUACUUGGUUUGAAUGAAAAAAGUAGCCUUUUUGGCCGCAAGAAGUUCUCGUACUGGGAUUUCUUCAAAGCCAGUUUAACCCUCACCAAAGGUGGAGUAGACUCUGCACUUAGAUUUGCAAAUUACAACCCUGAGGUUCGAACGAGUGUUGGCAAAGGCAGAGCUUUCCUCAGAUAUUGCCUGGUCCACGGUUGUUUGGCAGACGCGAUCCAACAAAGUCUGAUGACAGCACAAAUUCUUGCUACAUGGUACUCAGAGUCUGCGCCAAUGAGAAACGACGUUCUGGCACAGGAGCUGGUGUCGGCCACCUACGCUCUGUGCGAUGUCAACUUUGACCUGGCUCCAGGUGGGCACGACCUUGACGGAGAGUGGCCUACUUGUAGGCGUCACUUUGGCUCCCCAUCCCGAAGCUGGAAACCUCUGAGCCGCAGCACUAGUUUCGCCAGUCUCGCAUCGAGCAGCUUUUCUCUUGAUCCAGGAAGUCCACCCCCAGUAGGAAGCAUGGGGGCCAUGGGAAGCUUACCCGAGGGUUCGCAGCAGGAGAUAAGGAGCACAGCUAACACAUUAGAAACAAGUCGAACAGAAGAUGAUAGUAACGCAAGGCAGUUUUUACCCACGGAUCAAGUCAAGCAGUUUAUGGAGGAACAUAGGGAAGAAGUCAAGAGCUUAAUCGAAAAGUAUGAGACUGAAAUCAAACAACUGUCAGACAACAACUUCCAGCUGCAGCAAGAAGUGUCACAGUUGCGACUGGAGAAGGAUUGUGUUGUCUCUGACAGUGAUAGUAGUGGUCAAGAAAUCGAAAAUCUCAAGUCACAAGUGUUAGAGCUUAAUAAUUUGAACGAUAAAUUAGUUUUCUACGAAGGAGAGUGUCAAAGGCUCCAAUCAAAGCUUCAGGAAAAUGAAAAGGCCACCCGAGCAACUAUCAAAUCACAAAAUGAAGCAGCAGCUAAUCAAGACACUGAAAUGCACGAGCUGAAAAUGAAACUUCUGGAAACACAAUCGGAAAACAAUACACUGAAGACUCAUCUGAGCAGCAUGGAGGUGGAGUGCAGCAAAAUGACGACGCAACUGCAAGAGUUUGAAGAAAUCAAGGCUUCUUUAGAAUCAACCGAGUCGCGAAGCAGAAAAUACAGAGAACAGCUGGAAGAAACUGGAGAUCUGAGGAAAAAGCUGGCAGAAGUUAGAGAAGAUUAUGAAAGAGUUGUUGAAAAAUUAAGGACUGAAGAAACCCGGUGGGCUGCGGAAAUGGAGCAGAAAGUGCAGCAGGCCAAGUGGGAGAUGGGAAGUUUGCAAAAGUGUGUCGACAACCUCCUCAAGGAAAACGGCCAGCUGCGCGAUGACCUCACAAAGGCUAGCACUACUAUGACAGAGUCACGUGACAAGUACUCGACAAAUGAGCUCUAUGUUCAAAAGCUCACUGAGCAAGUAACAGCUCUGAAAGACGUCGUCUCCAUCGGCAAGCAAAUGUUGGGUAUGCGGGACACCGAAGUCGCUCAGCUGCAGAAAAAAGUGCAGACUCUGGAAGACCUGCUGGAAGCGGAACGUGAGAAGAACACGGUUUUCAGUGAAGCGUUCAGGCCCGAGUCGAUUGGAGACAUCAAUUUGCGGAAGGAAUACGAGAAUCAGCUGGAUAACAUCAAAUCCCUGAAGACCAUUUACGCGCAGAGAAUCGAAAUCAUCACUCUGGAGAAUGAAGCCCUGAAGGAAGCCGGCACAGACCGAGACAGGCAGAUUGAGCUGAUGGGCAAGCGCUACAAAGUUCUUGAGGAACAGUACGAGCGGAUGAAGGUUGCGUUCGACGAAAAGGUGAGUCUAGUCGCAGACCUGCAAAGCAAAAUCGCAUCGUCCGCUGAAGAGUGCAAGGCGCUGACCAGUCAGCUCACCAUGAUCAGUAACCUGUUUGCGGAGCUUGGAAAAUCCGAGGUGGAUGCUGAAAAACUGAAGACCCUGCAAGAAGCCGUCGUCGAGGAUCCUGACAACAGCUCAAACUUUUCCAAGGUGUGGGGUGCUCUCUCUGAAGUGCUGGAGAACAACCCUGAGGACACGCAACCACCGGUGGGCGGAUCAGAAAGCUGCUACAAGAGCGUCAACACUCCUCACGGCCCACAAAACGUCAUCAGCGUUAGUCAAACCUUUCUGCGGCUGAAAGACCUGAUUCUGGAAAAGAAAUCGCUGGAGCGUGAGCUAGGCCAGUUGAGAAACCUGAAUGGCCACUUGGAGACGAAGCUGCACCAGCAGGAAAGACGCCUUUCGCUCGUCUUGCAGGAGCUAAAAAAGACCUGGGGAGUGGUGAACAAGAUGCGCACUCAGCACUCUCAGCUGCGAUCUUCUGAGGCUAUUCUCAGGUACGACCUGCAGCAGAAGAGGAAAAUCGUCAACGAACUCAAGGAAGAGCUGCAACACUGCAAUGAUAUCUGGAAAAAGGCGAGGAACAAGACCAAGGAAUCCGAGGAAACCUGGAAGGAGUUGAAAAAUGAGUUCGUCUCUCGGCGCAGAGGCAGGCCCUUGGUGACCGACGACUCCACUGAACUGAACUCUGCGGAGAGCGGCUUUUCUGAUGACAGGGGAGACGACAGUGCGUCCACCUCUGAAGGGGAAGACACCAGCGCCGAAAUUACUGGAAGCGAGAGAUCAUCAGAAUCAGCGGUCACCCCUGAUGAAACCUCGCGGCCAGGCAGUUCCAAUUUUACCGAAUCCACUAUCAGUGAUGAGAAUGAGAAUGCAUCCAGCGUAAAAUCUUAUGGAACGUUCACACCACGUGCCGCUUCUGAGGCUGCCCAAACCCAAGAGGAGCAGGAAAACCUGUUGAAUGAGCAGGCGGAGGCUCCAAAAAAUGACAUCGAGGAGAGACUCAUCGCCAGAGACGCCCGGUUGACUCGAAUGGAGGAGCAGGCCAGCCAGCUCUUCAGAGAUGUUGUAAGGACGUCCAACAUGAGUGUUGCGAUUUCUAACCGCCUGGAAGAAUUGCAUGAGCAAUACGGACAAGACACUGAAGAGGCUGCUGAGGCGCGCCGGCUGCACAGAAAGGAAAAAAGGGAAGCAGCGAAAUCUGAGUCCGUGAAAGUAGAUGGAAGUUUGGAAGAUUUUACCCAAUUUGAAGAUUCUAAGGAAGCUAUCGAAGAAAGGAGACUGCAAAGAAAAGCCAAGAGAGAAGCAAGGCUUGCAGCCAAAAAUGAAGAGUCAACAGGAGAGGCGCUUUCUUCUUCUCCCGAAAGCGAGAAAAGCAACUUAAAAAUGAAAGUCAGCCCCCCUAGAUCUGAAGGCCAGAGCCCAAAGGCCACCACAGAAAAGGAUGAGGUAGCUGAGAGACUAGUUGCUGAGAUAUCUGCCAAAGAAGCCAAAGAAGUGGAGCUUACUCAGUUGAGAGAGGAUUUUGCAGCACAGAGUGAAACGAUUGCACAGUUAAAGAAAGACCUGAAAAGAAUGAGCAAGAGUCUAGAAGAUGAAGUAGCUGGACGGGACGAUUUGAAAGAUACCCUUGCUGUGACGUCAAAAGAAUGCGUUGAUUUGAUUCAACAAGUUCAAGAGCUUAGCGAGACAGAAAAUAAUUUGAGAGCAGAGCUUUUGGCGAAAGAAAAUAGUGUUGGUAAGCAAGCUGUUGAAAUCGACCAGUUGAAAAUGGACCUGAAGAACUUGCAGGAACACGUGGUGAAUUUAGUCAGCCAAAAAGAGAAGCUGUUCAAGGAGUGCUACAAUCUGAAACAGGCGCACAGAGAAAGGGUUUGGCAGCAUGACAGUCAAGUGCAGCACUGUUCCUCUUGCCGUGUUCAGUUUUCACUUCUUGUCAGAAAACAUCACUGCAGACACUGCGGACAAAUCUUCUGUGGCGCCUGUUCUAGUCAUUGGUUACCCGUCAACAAAGGAUCUAGCCGCAGAACCCGUUCUUGCUCUGAAUGCCAUUCUAAAUGUCAAGAGACCUCUGAUACUACGGAGUCUGGAGAAUGUGCUUCAACCAAUCCUGAUAACCCAACAGCCUCUGAUGUACGGCAAGAUAGUGAUGACGACGAUGAAGAUUUUUCUGUCAUCAGCGAGGAUGACGUCAAUCUGUCCCAGUGUGUCCCUUACACUCCUAACCCAGAAAUUUUGCAGUACUGGCAAUCAUGCGAAGUACAAUCUGGUAUGACAAAACGGGUAGCUGAAAUGUUGGGACACAACUCAAGCUCAGAGGUCUGGGUUCGCGCUGGAGUAAUAUACAGUGUGCCCAUCUUGGUCAACGCUGAGGAUUUAACGCCACAAGUGAAUAUAACUUGGCAGUUCUCCACAGAGCCCAACUGCAUUGCCUUUUCCAUCCUUUACAAACCAGACGCUGACGUGCCUCCUGAAAAUUCCUCGAUUUUGGUACCUACCACCCGAGUGAACUCGCACUUGCACCCCAUUCGCGGCAAACUGAAGGCUAGAAAGGAGGGUCUCUACACACUUCUCUUCGACAAUAGUUAUUCUAGGUUUACUGGCAAGAAACUGCAGUAUUCUCUUGUGUGCGAUGUUGGAGCUGGCAGUGGAAGGUCUUCUGCAGAGCCUGAAUCACCUGCCAGGGCUGUGAGCAGAUCGCCUUCAAAAGAUUUCAAACCAAUUGCAGAUUCCACUUGAAUAAUUUUUGACACUUGCUGGCAUUUGAAUUGAAUUCCUGCAGUUGAUGCAAUUAUUUGAAGCUCAAAGUGUGUCUGCCGAUUGUGAGAUUAACAAAAGAUUUUGUUGUAUUUUUUAUAUUGACGAGCAAUGACUUUGUACAAGUUGAAAUAUUUUGAUGCCAAGGUUGACACUCAAGAUAUCAGCACCAUUUCUAAGUCAUGAAAGGUGCUUUGAUAAUUUUACCGCCAUAUUGCUGGACGUGAAUAUAUUUGUUCCUGACUUUUUAUGAUUUUUAUCUUUUAAACAAUGUUUACCACCGCGCGUUUGACAAAUAUCAAUUACUGAAGAUUAAAUAUUGUUUUAUUUGAAAUCAAUUCCGGGUUUCAAUAAGACUCUUGGUUUUAACUGCCAAGUUUUGGUGGUUAUAGAAAUAAAAAGGAAAGAAAUUCAA